Molecule: messenger RNA, 1251 nt
Organism: Cucurbita maxima (winter squash)
Lineage: Eukaryota; Viridiplantae; Streptophyta; Magnoliopsida; Cucurbitales; Cucurbitaceae
Product: chlorophyll a-b binding protein 7, chloroplastic
Exons: 6
Coding region: 62-1075 (337 amino acids)
Biological process (GO): response to light stimulus; photosynthesis, light harvesting in photosystem I
Cellular component (GO): membrane
Source: RefSeq, a predicted model, not a curated record
UCUGAUGUUUAAACGCGCCAUAAAAGUGCGUUAUAGCUCAGUGAUGACUCUAAUAGCAUAGAUGGUAAUGGCGCUAUUUCAUCCACACACUUCGCCUUCUGCAGUUUCAUCUUCCUCCGCCUCAUUCUAUGGGAGUUCUCUUCAACAACUCCGUUCGCGCACCAUAGCCCUCAAUCUUCGAAACAGCCCCUCCAUCCCUCAUCGUUUCACUUGCACAGCUUCAUGGCAGGAGCUUGCGGGGAUUUUGAUAUUCUCCGCAAUUCCUUUCACGGCCGUGAAAGCCAUCGCCAAUAGCCCAUUCGGAGAGUCGCUCCAGAGGCAAUUGGAAAAGAAAAAAAAUGCUGCGGUCGCCAAGUCUUCGAAGUUCAAGGCUCUUGCUGAGCAGGCUAGAAAAGAUAGCUCGUGGUAUGGAGAAAAGCGUCCUCGCUGGCUUGGUCCACUACCAUACAAUUAUCCAAAAUAUCUGACAGGUGAACUGCCGGGUGAUUAUGGAUUUGAUAUUGCAGGUCUGAGUGAGGAUCCAGUGGCUUUUCGGAAGUACUUCAACUUUGAAAUACUGCAUGCUCGUUGGGCUAUGUUAGCGUCCCUUGGUGCUUUAGUUCCAGAGAUCUUAGAUAUUUUUGGAGCUUUUCAUUUCACUGAACCCAUCUGGUGGCGAGUGGGAUAUUCAAAACUUAAGGGAGAUACACUCGACUAUCUUGGAAUUCCAGGGCUUCAUUUAGCUGGAAGCCAAGGAGUGAUCGUCAUUGCAAUUUGCCAAGCUAUUUUGAUGGUUGGACCUGAGUAUGCAAGAUAUUGUGGCAUAGAGGCAUUGGAGCCUCUGGGAAUAUAUCUGCCGGGGGAUAUAAAUUAUCCAGGUGGUGUGUUGUUUGAUCCCUUGAACCUGUCCGAGGAUGCUGCAGCUUUUGAGGAACUGAAAGUGAAAGAGAUUAAAAAUGGGCGGUUAGCCAUGGUUGCUUGGCUAGGAUUUUACAGUCAAGCUGCUUUGACGGGUAAGGGACCAAUCCAAAACCUUCUUGAACACGUUUCAGACCCUUUCCACAAUAACUUUCUUUCCCUGCUCAACUCAUCAUGAAGUAGCUUAUAAUUGGAAUCUGGAUUAUAAAGUAUAGUUUCCUCAAAUCUAUAUAGUGUUCAUAAGGGAUGGACAAACAAUCAUGCUGUUCUAGAUGGGAGAUUGUUGCUUGAUAAGUUAAUACUUAAUGGUGUGGUCAUUAUAUCUAUCUGUCGUACAUCAAGCAUCUUUGAGAA